Messenger RNA from Lontra canadensis (Northern American river otter), 1503 nucleotides. It is a transcript of the gene RPL7L1, whose product is annotated as ribosomal protein L7 like 1. The record is from RefSeq and is a predicted model, not a curated record. The transcript has 7 exons. Gene Ontology annotation, biological process: maturation of LSU-rRNA from tricistronic rRNA transcript (SSU-rRNA, 5.8S rRNA, LSU-rRNA). NCBI's taxonomy places the organism in Eukaryota, Metazoa, Chordata, Mammalia, Carnivora, Mustelidae. Bases 89 to 859 code for a protein of 256 amino acids. Gene Ontology annotation, cellular component: cytosolic large ribosomal subunit. Gene Ontology annotation, molecular function: structural constituent of ribosome; RNA binding.
GGGUGGUACGCCGGGAGCUGGAAGACAGGUCUCUAUGGUCAAGUAACUAUAGAGCGGGCCUCUCUUCCCCCACGUGGUGGGGCUGCGCAUGAGCAGUCGUCGCAGCUUCGGAAACAUGGCGGAGGAAGAGCAAAGAAAAAAGAUCCCGUUGGUUCCAGAAAAUCUCCUGAAAAAGAGGAAGGCUUAUCAGGCCCUUAAAGCCACUCAAGCAAAGCAGGCACUUUUGGACAAGAAGGAGCAGAAGAAAGGAAAACAGCUCAAGUUUAAGCGACUGGAAUGGUUCUUACAUGAUUCCUGGCGGCAGCAACGUGACAGGGUGCGCCUCAGAAGACUAGAAGUGAAACCUCGUGGCCUGGAAGUGCCAGAUAAACAUUCCUUGGCCUUUGUUGUACGCAUCCAAAGGAUUAAUGGGGUGAGUUCACUGGUGCAGAGGACCAUUGCAAGGCUUCGCCUGAAGAAGAUUUUCAGUGGUGUCUUUUUCAGAGUAACCCCCCAGACCAUAAAAACGCUGCGUGUAGUGGAACCUUAUGUGGCCUGGGGGUUUCCAAAUCUGAAGUCUGUCCGGGAACUCAUCUUGAAACGUGGACAAGCCAAGGUCAAGAAUAAAACCAUCCCUUUGACAGAUAAUACAGUGAUUGAGGAGCACCUGGGGAAGUAUGGUGUUAUUUGCCUGGAAGACCUCAUUCAUGAAAUUGCCUUUCCGGGGAAGAAUUUCCAGGAGAUCUCUGCAUUCUUACGUCCUUUCCAUCUCUCAGUGGCCCGUCACACUACCAAGAAUAGAGUGGGCUUCCUGAAGGAGGUGGGCUUACCUGGCUAUCGAGGUGAACGCAUCAAUCAGCUCAUUCGACAGUUGAAUUAAACCCAGCAUAUCUGAAAACACAGCACAUCGGUGGCGCGUGUUUUGUCUCUUAGAAUUGUUACCAGUAUCUUCGAAGAAGAUUAUUUUCUGUUAUAUCUUGAGAAACUAGAGGAAGGGUCAGGGAAAAAAUGAUGAUGAUCUGGCAGGCAUUUGUCAUCACAGCCCAGUUCCAAGGGAAAGUUCCAGUGUGUUUUCCACGUUGCCUACCCCCACCACCUCUGACGUCAGCGAAAGACUCCUGCCACGGAAGGGGAAGUUCUGCCGUGUCACAUCUUCUAUCCUGGGGUUUAAAGUUGGUGAACGAAUACCCAGGCAUGAAUACAAGACAGCAGUGGACCAACCUCAGGGACGUACUUGAACCUAGGGGUUUCUAGGGCCUUGUUUUGGAAGGAACUUGAAAUACAACUACAAAGAAGAACACAAAAACAGUGCUCAGUUGUCUCUGCUGUGAGUCCCUGUUCUCGCUUUUCAGUGACAGCUUUGCAAGGUCUCAGACUUGGAUGGCCCUGAGGUGUAUCUGGUGGCUUCCUUAGCCUAGCCGUGAUUGACCUAAUCCUUUUCUUUAGCUCAGAUUCUUAACCUAUUCUUGGGUCUGUGAGAAGGGAAAGACCCUUUUUCCAGGAAAAUACAUAUAUUCAGAUUUU